This is a messenger RNA of Rotaria sordida, 1713 nucleotides long. The record is from the annotation of a GenBank genome assembly. Lineage: Eukaryota; Metazoa; Rotifera; Eurotatoria; Philodinida; Philodinidae.
AUGCUUAAAUCUUUUCAGAUCAAAGGUGUAUUGACCGAUCCAAUAGAAUUAGUGAAGAAGAUUGAUAUUGAUCAGAAAAAACGACAAAAACUGGAAGAUUCAAUAGGAAAUUUUAGUAGUUUUUUUAAUCCAGAUGGUCAAUCCACCAAAAAUCUACAAAGUGAAAACGGAGAUUUCCUCUGGCUUCAAUUAUUUAUCGAAAGUUUACUUCGCAUGUCUGAUGGUGCUCUUCUUCCAUCUCGAAACGAGUUUCUUGAAUUUAUUCGUCAACAAUAUCAUGAUAAUAAUGGUAGACUUCGUAUUAUCGACGAUCUCGAAUCAAGUUACCAAGCAAAUCAAGCAAUAAAAUGGUACACUCGUACUUCAUUUCUUUAUGAUAUUAUGAAUAAAGCAUUUCGUCAGCAAGAUUAUGUACUUCUCUUCACGCUUCGCUUUUUCAUUCACGAUCUAUUUUACUCUUUGGCCGAACGAAAGAGAUUCGAACAAUCUCUUAUCACUCUUUAUCGUGGUCAAGUUCUUGACGUUACAGAAUUAAAUAAUAUAAUUGAAAAUCAGGGCAAUUUCAUCUCUAUGAACAGUUUUAUAUCAACAAGUCGAGAUCGAUUAGUAGCAGCUGGUUUUGCGGCAUCAUCCGUUGAUCCAAAUAAUGUUCGACAUCGUUCAGUUCUGUUUGAAAUCAAUGUUAAUACGACUCGCGAUGAUGUCAAACCGUUCGCUGAUGUAAGUCAGGAUAGCCAGUUUUCCGAUGAAAAUGAAGUAUUGUUCAUGGCUGGAUCAAUCUUUCGCAUUGUUAAUGUUCAAAAGGUUUCUCAAGACGAUCCGAUUUGGUUGAUCAAGUUAGUCUUGUGUGGUGAAGAAGAUUAUCAAUUGAAAGAAGUGUUCACAAGCUUGAAGGCCGAAUUAGACGAUGAAACUGAUAUGGGAUCUGUAGGGAAAGUUUUAUUCGACAUGGGCAAAGGCGAACAAGCGGAAAUAGCUUUUGAAAUUGAUAGGCAACACACAAGAAUUAGAACCAACGGAGAAUUUGGCCAUCCUUUAGAAGGAUACAUUCCAGGACAAUAUGAUUCAGAAACAAUGAAAGAAGCACAAGAAUUAGCAGCAAAACUCAUAGAAAACAAUGACGAUCGAAGGCUACUUGUAUUUUGUUACAAUAUUAUGGGUUCAAUCUACAGAAAUCAUCACCAAUAUGAUAGUGCACUUGAAAAUUUUUCAAAAGCACUCGAUGUUCUUCUUAACCUUUAUGAUCAGGAUCACCUUGAAAUUGCAAUGUUUCAUGAAUUUAUUGGUCAAAUCUAUGAAAAACAAGAAAAAAUGCCAUCGGCAAUAAAAUCAUGGAAAGAAUGUCUUCGAAUCAGGCAACAUCUUUUGCCAGAAGCACACCCGAUAAUUGCCUUGACAUUUCGUAAUAUUGGAGACUUGUACAAUAAUGUGGACGACUUCGAUAAUGCGCUAGCAAUGUAUGAAAAGGCACUAAAAAUACAAUUGCUCUCUUCACCCUCGAAUCAUCCGUCUAUUGCAGAAACAUAUCAAUGUAUCGGUUGGGUUUAUGAACAAAUCAAGGAGUUUCGUUUAGCAUUGAAAAACUAUACUAGUGCUUUUAAAAUUCUACAAGUAUCUUGUCCAUCAACUGAUGCAUCACUCCUUCAAAUUGAGGAAGACAUUGACAAUAUGAGAAGAGAAUUAAAUGCAAGUUCUGAGAAUCGUUCUCAUUAA